AUGGUAUUUUAUUUUAUUAUUCCCAAGGUCGAAAAACGAAUAGGGGAAAUAUUCAACGAAUUUGGAAGAAUUGAUAUUCUUGUCUAUGCUUCUGGAAUUUUUACUUACUCUUUAAUAAAAAAUAAAUUCUUCGACGAUUGGCAUAAAAUGAUUGCAACGAAUUGUCAGGGGGUAGUAAAUGUUAUUGGAUCAGUAUACGCUGAAAUGCGGUCAAAAAAUCAAACUGGUCAUAUUGUAGUCAUCAGUUCUGAUGCAGGUCGUGUUCCUUUUCCUGGACUUGCUGUUUAUUGUGGAACUAAAUUUUUUGUCGAGGGUUUUCUAAGAUCUCUUCGUCUGGAAUCCAAACCUAACGAAAUUGUUAUUACCUCAAUUCAACCAGGAGGUUUUGCAGCUCCCGUUCAACAAUGGACAACAGAUACUGAGGCAGCACAACUCUUUCCUCCUCCCCAUCGUCCACCCGAGGAGUGUCGAAAGGCGUGGGAGGCCGUGUUGAAGUAUGAGCAAGUAGCCGAAGCGGUAUUUUUUGCCGUAUCUCAGCCAAAAGGUACCGCGAUUAAUGAGGUAAUGGUUGAGCCCAUCACUGGCCCGGUUUAG
Messenger RNA from Rodentolepis nana, 594 nucleotides. The record is from the annotation of a GenBank genome assembly. NCBI's taxonomy places the organism in Eukaryota, Metazoa, Platyhelminthes, Cestoda, Cyclophyllidea, Hymenolepididae.